CCAGUUGUACCUAGAAAGAGAUAUGUAUAUUGUUUUCAUUGUCCUGACGGACCUGGUUUAAACACACCUUUAACGAUUGACUCCAGUGGUGCAUAUUUCAGACGGGAUGGUUUAGGAGGUAAUUAUAUCUGUGGAAAAUCACCAGAAUCAAACGAAGAGCCGUCGAUCGAGAACUUGGAUGUCGAUCACGAAUUUUUCGACAAUAGAGUGUGGCCUUUACUCGCUCACAGAGUACCGAGAUUUGAAAACUUGAAGGUGAAAUCUUCAUGGGCUGGAUACUACGAAUACAAUACUUUCGACGAAAACGGUAUUAUCGGUCAGCAUCCUUUUCAUCACCAUGUAUACAUAGCGACUGGUUUUAGCGGACAUGGCAUUCAGAAGGCACCAGCAGUGGGACGUGCGAUAUCAGAGCUGAUUUUUCAUGAACGUUUUCUGACUAUAGAUUUAUCCAAACUGAGUUUCGACAGAUUCUUAAAGUCGGAACCUAUAAGAGAAGCUAGCGUCUUUUAAGUAGUAGAGAAAUAACAAUCAUCUUUUUCUUGUACUUGAUUGUAUUAUUGAUCUGUUAUACUGAACUGGCUGCACUAGUUCAGAGUUUAUCUUUUUCCUUCCAAUGUGGAGUAAAAAAGAUAAACUCUGAACUAGUGCAGCCAGUUCAGUAACAGAAAACAGACCCCAUGUAUCAUGUAAAUUUGUAAAUAUAAUUAUUAUAAAACUU
Messenger RNA from Temnothorax curvispinosus, 718 nucleotides. RefSeq names its product FAD-dependent oxidoreductase domain-containing protein 1-like. Gene Ontology annotation, cellular component: cytoplasm. The annotation marks the transcript as partial. The record is from RefSeq and is a predicted model, not a curated record. Gene Ontology annotation, molecular function: oxidoreductase activity. The transcript is spliced from 4 exons. NCBI's taxonomy places the organism in Eukaryota, Metazoa, Arthropoda, Insecta, Hymenoptera, Formicidae.